UUGUACUAAUUUUGAAAAAAUCUUUCAUAUUUCAAGGCGAAUUCGAGAAUUUGUUUUUGUUUUCGAAUGAUAUUAAAUGGUUAAUUACCUCGUUCAAUGCUGAAGGUAUUUCGUUGUCACCCCUGUAGUAGGGAAUUUUUUAUUUUAAUUCGAGCGCGAAUUUGACGCAGCUAGAGGGCGCUAUUGCUCAAUAACAUAUAUAGAUCACCACAGCUGACAGCCAGGCAAAACAUUAAUACAAUACACAACAACGCACAUGAGGCAUGUCGUCUUACAAAUAACAAAAAGUUGACACAGUACCAUCGCUGGACGAUGGACAGGGAGGCGGACAGUGUUUACGGCCUCGUCGGCAGGUUGUGCGAAAGCAUAUACCACACCAACAGGCAGAAAAGCUACGACGAUGACGAAAAUGCACAGGAGGAAGAAAAGCACUUGAAGAGACUACGUGCCAGGGCCUACGAGAUUCUGCUCAAUAAGUCGGAUAAAGAUGAGGGUCAGCAUGAUGAGCCAUGCGAGCCAAUUAUGGACCUCCUUAAGCACGCUUACAUACUCAGAGUUGGUGCUGGAAGAAUUUCGCAGGCUAAUGAAUUGGAAGAGUAUUUAGAUGAAUUCAUCGAUGGAAAAUUACAAGAAGAAGAUCCAGUAGCUUAUUCAAUUUUACAGUUCCUCAGUAGUUUAAAAUCGCUUGAAUCAAUCGAUGAUACUUCUCUUAAUAUAUUCUACUACGAUAGACCUCAUCCUCAGUUGCCAGAAAUGGUAUGUGGUAAGAGCUCUGUGCCACCUUUUCAAGUGUAUCCUGUAGAGUCAUUUCAUUUGCCUAAAAAAUUUGAAGCAAUGCUUAAACAAGAUAAGGGUAAUAUAAUUAGUUAUGAUGGUAUCGAGCCAGGAAAUAAACUUGUCCUUCUUGAUCGAUUUGCAUCUUGUACAUCUAUCAUUCCUAGUAUAAGGUACAGAGGCAAUACAAAUUCUAGUACAUCUAUCAGUUCAAAAGAUACUAUUCAAUCCCUGAAAGAAAUGAAUUUCAUGAGUGAUUACUUUUUACCCCAAAUAAGAGGUAUUGAAUCGCCUGAUGAAUAUCUUCAAAUUAAUCGUGAAGGAAUUGUCGAAGAGCCUGAAACACCUUUACAAGCCAAAGAUCCUCUUCAAAUGUUUGCUGAAAAUGGUUUUGCUAUACAAAAACAUGAUAUGGAUAUCUGUGAAAUUGAGGAAGAUUUUGAAGAAACUAGUCCAGUGAACAAUUUGGACAAAAUGUGGGAAAACAUGGAUAAAUUAGGUCCUAUAUCCAGUUACAGAACUUGGGAGACUUUGGGGGACUCAAAUCCAUCCAAAGAAUUACCAUUUGCUUCUGAACUAGUCGAUGCAACCUUGCAUAUAAUAAAUGUAGCUCAGGACAAUCUCUUGAUGAAUUAUAUACCUGAAGUGAAUGUGAUAUCUUACAAACAGUUUAUUGAUGAUAUAAAAGUACUCCUUCUUGGUGUUGAAUCUAGUACAUUCCUUUAUAACCCAAUGAAUGGGUUUGAACUCAAGAAAAACAGUGCCAUACAUGGAAUAAGCUCUAGUACACUUGAAAAUAUGUGUUAUGAAGUCACUUUUUGGGGAACUUGCUUCAAAAAUCUCUCAGAUAUGGUUACGCCUGACCCAGAAACAGGAAAAUUACAAAUUGAGGGAUUAAUAUUCAAGGCAUUAUGUGGGAGUAUAAAAGAAUUUUUACUAUUCUACCAUGCUGCUAUUCUCAGAGUCACAACACUAAUAAGUAGCAAAAAUGGACUUCUGGAAGUUCUUGACAAACUUCGACCACUUGGAAAUCUAAUUGCUAAAGUAGCCCAGCUAUGUAGGUGCGAUAGGCAUAAGACUACUUUAGGCGAAGGAAUCGGUAUCUUAACACAUAUCUACAAAGAAGUAACAAGAGUUACUGAAAAAAACGUAGCUUUGGUUUUUUACUCGAUAUUGAAGGAUUGCUGUGAAGUAUACUUUAGAUUUUUGCAACAUUGGAUUUUCAAGGGUGCCUGCGCCGAUAUUUACGAAGAAUUUAUGAUCGUGGCGAGACCUCAGUAUCUGCGCACUCGUACUCAUCGAUUCUGGACAAGAGCAUUUAUCAUUAAUCCAAAUUUAGUCCCUGGCUUUCUUGCCGAUCUCGUUAAUCCAAUCCUGCAAUGCGGCAAAGCCAUAACGCUGCUCAAGAUUUGCGAUCCAAAAAAUCCGCUCAUCCGCUUAUCGGUAUCCAGCCAGCCUCCGGUUCACGUUUGUUUGAACGUUGCCAUGCUGCAAGAUCAAGCGCGUUUCUACGAGGAUUACGCCGCGCGUGGCGAAGCCGAACGUGGAGAGCAACUCACGCUAAGCUCGGCGAUACAGUCUCUCAAAGAAGCCGAGCGCAAAAGAGCCGCCCUCGUGAUUGCUGCACAGCAAGUUACUUUAUUGCGGCUCAAGAAGGAGCGAGAAGAUGAAUUGAAAAAAAUAGCAAAAGACAAACUCGAUCUGCUUGAAGAAUUGAAGGAUCAAGCCGAACAAGCGGCUUUGAGGAAAGAACGCGAUAGGAAAAGCGAACUGCUGGAGGAUAAACGUAUUCUCGAAGAAUAUCUCAAAAUUGAAAAUGAGGCGAUACGACAAGAAAAUGUUGGAAAGGAAAAUAAUUUGAGGUAUUACAAAGAGUUGGCGGAAGAAAUCGAAAAUCGGCGGAGGAUAAGGGAAGAAUCUGCUUGCAAGGAUAAUCAUGACGCGCCCGAAACGAAAACCGAUGACUCGGAGGUUGUCAAAUCUGAUGAAAAAAUUACCGAUGAAAUAACAGAAAAACCAAAAAUAAUCAUUGACGAUCUGGAAGACACGAAAAAUGUAAAUAGUGACUCAGCUCCUAUCGAAGAAGCCAGCCCUGCUACAGUAGAAGUUGCUGCAGACGAAGAAAAUAAAAGUUCCAUUGUUUCACCGAGUAAUAAGGCGGUUCGACCAACUGUACUCGAUAUCAAUAGCGUAACAAAUAGAAACAUCGAAGCCAAACGUAACAAGCUCAAGGUCCUCGAAAGCGAGUUUGGCUUUGUCGAGCCCGCUGCCGAUAUACCUUGGACCAAAUUAAACAUGGACUCGUUGACGGAAGCUCAGAAGAAUCGCUUGAAAAUUUUGGACACCGAAUUCGGUUUGAGCCCGGUGAAAGAAACCGCGCAGGUACGGCCUAAAAUUGAAGACGAUGAUCUGACCGACGCGCAACGAAACAAAUUGAAAAUCCUUCAAAACGAGUUCGGUUUCGAAGAAGAGGAUACAAAAUUCGUCAAGCAAGAAACCGAUCUCGAUAACUUGACGGAUGCUCAAAGAAAUAAAAUUAAAGUGCUUGGAACAGAGUACAACUUGGAGAACGUAAAAGAGGACGCGAAACCUCCCAUCGAUUUGGACAAUCUAACGGACGCGCAGAGAAACAGAAUGAAAAUUCUUCAAAAUGAAUAUGGAUUUGGGGAUCCUAUAAUCAAUACCAACCCUACCUUGGAUUUGGAUAAUCUUACGGAUGCUCAGAAGAAUAGGUUGAAAGUGUUGAAUUCGGAAUACGGCAUAUUUACGCCCAAUAACAACGAACAAAUCAUAAUCCAGAACGUCACAGACAUCAGUAAAAUGACGAUUUCAGAGAUCAACCGUAUCAAAAAUAUGGCGCACAAUGACUGGAACGAGCUAGUCGUCAACAAGAAAUUAAACAACCCGAGCGGAAAAACCGAGAUCCAGCUUAACUGGAACGAGCACGAGCCAGUCGAAACACCGGAACUUACGGAAGCUCAACAAAAUCGUAAUCGUGUCAUGUCGACGGUCUUCGACUUACCCGCUAUGAAUGACGAAAACAAACCUCGAGGAAACAACGUGUCUUUAACCGACUGCCAAAAAAAUCGUAAUCGCAAUAUGGCUCACAAUUUCGAAUACGAUUACAACGCGCACACGCCGAUGUCAACGGCAACCGAUAUGUUCACGAUCUCGACGCACAGUGGCUCGGCUCAAGAACCGCAUAGUUGCGCCAAUACGCCAUUUUCAGAGAUCACGAAUCACAGUGAAUUAUUGUGCGCUCAAUCGUCGGACGCCAGCGGUUUGACCGACGAGGUGUCGCGAAAUAGCUUCAGAUCGGAUUCGAAAGGAAUUUUCCACGACAUGAGUCCAGCCUUUCCACAGUUCAUUGGCUUGGCUUCGAUGCCAAGCACACCGGCGGAUGCUUUGGGUGAAUAUCAACCACCGCAGCAUGAACAACAGAAGCAAUUAACGAGCGCAGACAUCGAGAUGAUAAACUCCACGUCUUUGCAAGUGUUUCUUGAGAAAUCGAUCGUCGUUCCUCUCUCUGUACAGAGCCGACUCGUCAACGAUGCUAUUGUCAAAUAUCUACUAACAGAGCAUUCGAUGCUUUCGCAUUUGCACAGCUUGAGGAGUUACUACUUUCUUUUAAACGGUGAAUUCGGCAAAUCGUUGACGCAAUCGCUGUUCACGCGUCUGUACCAAGUCGAAUCGCCGGUGGAAUUAUUCAACUCGUCGAUUCUGUCGAAUUUCCUUGAGAAAGCACUGGUCAGCUCUCUGAGCGGAACUUACGCCAACUCAGAACUGCUCAGCCUUUCAGCUUCCGAUUUACCCGAUACUCUUCAGACCUCGAAUCCAGAGGCGUUGAGCAGUCUUUCGCUAAAUUACAAAAUAUCAUGGCCAUUAAACAUCAUUUUCAACGACAUGGUUAUGCAGCAGUAUAGCAAAGUGUUUAAAUUUUUGUUGAUGGUCGGUCGCGUGCUCUGGGUACUGCAGGAGGACUUUCACAUAUUAAAAGUCGAGAGGAAAGCGUCAUGUGCCAAACAACAUCAUAAGUUGCAGCUAUUUCGUCAUUCAAUGAUGCAAUUUAUGAACGCGCUUCACACGUAUCUGACUUGCGGUGUGUUGCACGCCAGCUGGGCGGAAUUCGAGCGCGAACUCGAACAGGCCCAUACGCUCGAUGAGAUAAACGACAAGCAUGUCGCUUACCUCAAAAAGAUACUGUCAAGAUGCAUGCUGAACCAGCGUGGCGAAAAGAUGCGCACCUGCUUGACGAACAUAUUCAAAGUGGUGCUGAAAUUUCACAAUCGCAUAAGAUCCCGUCAGCAGUCGACGCACACGGCAUCGAGCUACGAGAAUCUCGAGCGCAUGUACCUGGCGUUUUGCGAGCAACGCGCCUUUCUGGCCCACGUAGCUGAAAAAUUGGCUCAGGCCGGCUAUCAGCCUCAUCUAAUGCAGUUUCUGCACGCGCUGAACAUCAAUCCGCGCUACGAGCUCGCUGUAAAAAAGUAAAGGCGUUCUAUUUGAAUUAAAAAUAUUGACGGAACCUCGACAUUUUUGUCAAAUUUUAAUCGAUAAUCUGUACGAACUAUGCAACAAAUCUUGAUGUUCUUUACGUGUAUCGUGCAAUUGUAAAUUAUAAAAAAAAAAUUACGUUACAUUUUUGAGUUAUUUACAUGUUAUUUGUGCGAAGUUGCAAGAUGUUCACGUUUUAAUUAAUGUCGGCUAUUAUUGGCACCUCAAAAGUACAUAAAUUACAUUGACAAAUAAUUGAUGUUCACGUCUACCACGCAUGGGUCAUUCCUUCCGCGCUUUUCUUGCCUCUGCAUAUACUCGAAUAUAUUUUCGUUACAGAUAAAAUAAAUUACUCGUUUUUGAUAUCUCUUGUAAAUACAUGUAAAUCAAAUGAAAUUAUCGCUUUAGAGGCAUCGUUACAUCCGCCUUUUUUCUUUGUGCAAGAUUGUCUGUAUUAGGACUUUUAAAUAUGUAUCAAGUUAUGUUUAAUUAAUCUCAUGUUGCUUAUUGUAAAAAAAACUAAUCUUUUGCAAGCUUGUUAUCUAUUAUUAGCAACGUUAUCGUGGUACUUAUUAGUUAUAAAAUAUUGUUAGUUAUGCUUUAUGAAUGUAAUAUUAAAAUGAAAAAAUAUUUACACGUUUUUUUAUGUAAGCACAAAAAUACUCGUAGUUGCUAUACAAAAGCUAUUUCCUAAAUAAUGAAAUUAUAAUAAUUAUUACCAAAAAUGUAUUACCUUAUGCAAAGCAUAAAAACAGUUACAUUCAAGUUAAUUUUAGUACUUCAGAUUAGUAUUAAGUAAUCGACGCUUAGUUAAUUAAUUUUUUACACAAUUUUUUAUACUCAAUUUAUUAGUUUAUACUUCUAAUUAACAUAUCAAUUGUAAAGUGUCCUUGAUAGCAGUUAUUAUUUAUUUGAAUUUCAAGUUCAUUCAAUUGCAAUAAAUUCUUUGAAAACA
Molecule: messenger RNA, 6223 nt
Organism: Trichogramma pretiosum
Lineage: Eukaryota; Metazoa; Arthropoda; Insecta; Hymenoptera; Trichogrammatidae
Gene: Grip163
Product: gamma-tubulin complex component 6
Exons: 17
Coding region: 313-5265 (1650 amino acids)
Biological process (GO): meiotic cell cycle; microtubule nucleation; mitotic cell cycle
Cellular component (GO): spindle pole; gamma-tubulin complex; centrosome
Molecular function (GO): gamma-tubulin binding; microtubule minus-end binding
Source: RefSeq, a predicted model, not a curated record